Molecule: messenger RNA, 4806 nt
Organism: Amblyraja radiata (thorny skate)
Lineage: Eukaryota; Metazoa; Chordata; Chondrichthyes; Rajiformes; Rajidae
Gene: pdpr
Product: pyruvate dehydrogenase phosphatase regulatory subunit
Exons: 18
Coding region: 297-2972 (891 amino acids)
Cellular component (GO): mitochondrion
Molecular function (GO): protein binding
Source: RefSeq, a predicted model, not a curated record
CCACGGGCAGGGAGAGGAUCGGACGCCGCGCCGUUGGGGAGGAGCCAGCGAGGUGGAUACGCAAUGAGGCGGUGCAGAGGCGGCCUGAAACCGGUAGAACACGCCCGGGGUUAAAGCGCCUUGGAGCGGCUCACGUAGAGCCGUCGAGGCCGGUGAUUGAGACGGGGCCUGCUUGCGUGCACCGAGCGAUGGCGGCGUAGCCCUGCCUGGCCCACGGAUGCACGUAUUUCUUCAUUUUUAUACAUGGAAAUUGUCUUUUGGGUAUUAGUAAACAGCUGUCCAUCUCUCACUGAACAAUGAGGAGCUGUUCUGUGGCAGGACGGAGCUGCCUUCGAGCUGAGAUGUUUCCCCGCAUGGUGUCGAAUAUUGUCCGGCCCUUGCAGCGCCAUGUGUCCAACAGCUGCCAGAGGGGCAGUUCGACCGUGCCUGAGUCACACGUGAGGCCUCUGCCCAGUCAGGUCCAUGUUGUGAUUUGUGGUGGAGGGAUUGUAGGGUCAUCGGUGGCAUAUCACCUCUCCAGGCUCGGGUGGAACGAUGUUGUGUUGCUGGAGCAAGGACGGUUAGCUGGAGGAACUACCCGUCUUUGUGGUGGCAUUGUAAGCACUGUGAAACAUAUCAGCAUAGAAACCCAGAUGGCAGACUAUUCAAACAAACUUUAUCAGCAUUUGGCACAAGAAACUGGUAUCCAAACGGGUUAUGUGCAAACUGGAUCGAUCUCACUGGCUCAUACGCAGGAUCGGCUAAUUUCCCUGCGCCGUCUUGUUUCCCGAUUACAGGUAAUGGGGAUUUCCUGUGACAUCAUCAGUCCAAAACAGGUAGCACAACUACACCCUCUAGUGAACAUCCAUGACCUGGUUGGAGCGAUGCAUGUCCCAGGUGAUGCGGUCAUCUCACCCCCAGAUGUUGCUCUGGCACUGUCAACAAUUGCUGCAAACAAUGGUGUCAAGAUAUAUGAAGGCACCAGUGUCAAUCAUGUGGUAGUCGAGGAUGGUCAUGUCAUUGGCGUUGAAACUGACAGAGGGCACAUUGAGUGUGAAUACUUUAUCAAUUGUGCAGGGCAGUGGGCCUACGAGCUUGGUUUAGCGAGUGAGGUGCCAGUAACCAUCCCCUUGCAUCCAUGUGAGCACUUCUACCUGGUGACACGACCCCUCAAACAGGCACUGCCCCAUGACUCGCCAGUGAUCAUGGAUCUUGAUGGUAGGAUCUAUAUCCGAAACUGGCAGGGUGGCGUGCUAUCUGGAGGCUUUGAAAAGAACCCAAAACCUAUUUUCACAGAGGGCAGGAACCAGCUGGAGUUCCAAAGCAUGUUUGAGGAUUGGGAUCACUACGAGCCUCUGCUAAGUGCAUUGUUGCGGCGGAUGCCCUCCCUGGAGGAAACAGAGAUCCUGCAGCUGGUGAACUGUCCAGAGUCUUUCACUGCCGACAUGAGGUGUAUCAUGGGAGAGUCAGCAGCCGUGCAAAACUACUUUGUGUUGGCGGGAAUGAACUCCAGUGGCUCAUCCUUCGCUGGUGGAGCAGGGAAAUACUUGGCUGAAUGGAUGGUCCAUGGAUAUCCCUCCGCAAACCUCUGGCCUGUAGACAUCAAACGCUUUGGAGUGCUCCAGAGCAGCCGCACGUUCCUUCGACAUCGUGUCAUGGAGGUGAUGCCUCUAAUGUAUGAACUGAAGGUACCCCGCUGGGAUUUCCAAACUGGCCGGCAACUCAGGACUUCUCCCUUGUACGAUCGUUUAGAUGCACAGGGCGCUCGCUGGAUGGAAAAACAUGGCUUUGAGAGGGCCAAACAUUUUGUCCCUCCUGGGAAAGAUUUGCUGGAAUUGGACAAGAGGAAGACCUUCUACAAACCUGAUUGGUUUGACAUUGUUGGAGCAGAAGUUACAUGCUGCAAGGAAGCUGUUUGUGUGAUUGACAUGUCGUCUUUCACCAAGUUUGAACUGAGUUCCUCAGGUGACCAGGCACUUGAGAUUUUGCAGCAUCUCUGCUCCAACGAUUUAGAUGUUCCUGUGGGACACAUCGUACAUACGGGAAUGCUGAAUGAUCGAGGUGGCUACCAGAACGACUGCAGUGUUGUGCGGCUCAACAAACGCAGCUUCUUUAUCAUUUCCCCCACUGACCAGCAGGUGCAUGGUUGGUCUUGGCUCAAGCAGCAUAUUCCCAAAGACAAUCAGCUACAUCUUGAGGAUGUAACGUGGAAGUACACAGCUCUGAACUUGAUUGGUCCCCGUGCAUUGGAUGUCCUUUCUGAGUUGUCCUAUGUCCCAAUGACUCCUGAUCACUUCCCCUCGCUGUUCUGUAAGGAAAUGAGUGUCGGUUAUGCUAAUGGUAUCCGGGUGAUGAGCAUGACACAUACAGGAGAACCUGGUUUUAUGCUGUACAUUCCCAUCGAGUAUGCACUUCACGUCUACAAUGAAAUCAUGAAUGUGGGGCAGAAGUACGGGAUCCGGAAUGCUGGCUACUAUGCACUGCGCAGCCUGAGGAUCGAGAAGUUCUUUGCAUUUUGGGGUCAGGAUCUGGAUGCUUUAUCGACACCAUUGGAAUGUGGUCGUGAAUUCCGAGUCAAAUUUGACAAGGGCAUUGACUUCAUUGGCCGUGAGGCAUUGCUGCAGCAAAGACAGGAAGGAGUUUGUCGCCGGUUUACCAUGUUUAUCUUGGAUGAUCACGACAUGGACCUUGACAUCUGGCCCUGGUGGGGAGAGCCCAUAUACCGAAAUGGCCGCUAUGUUGGCAUGACAACGAGCAGUGCCUAUAGUUACACACUGGCCCGCCACGUCUGUUUGGGUUUUGUUCACCAGUAUGAAGAAGACAAUGGAGACAAAAUGGUGGUGACCCCAGAGUACGUUAAUGCUGGAGACUAUGAGAUUGAGAUUGCCAGACAACGCUUCUGUGCCAAGGCCAAACUUUACCCAUUCAGCUCCCUGUUUACACAGAAGCGGAGAAAGGAUGAGAUGGAAUUGAGCAGCUUUCAAGGGAAAUGAGACCCAGCAGUACCUUCCACCCAUCACACACUCUAGGAAGGAAGCAGAGGCCAUUGCUACAAGCUGUGGUGUGCAGUCAUUUCUCUGGUCUUUCAUUGUAUGUAAUCAUAGUUUUAAAGAUGGUUCUGUACCUGAAGGCACUGAAUUUGGGUUUGCUGUCUUUAACCAACAAUGGAAAAUGAUGCCGUGGGUUGGUGCAUUAACUUGUCACAUUAUUUUUGUCUGUGAACAAAUAUCAAAGCCCCUGAUAUAUUGGUUCCUUUGUUCCGAUGAAUGUGUACGUUUUGGAGUUAGAUACAGGCCUGGCAUUGCUGCCAGUGCAGCUGAUGACAAGACUUUUCGCUGAUGGCAGACUUCGAUCUUGUGAGCCUCUCUUCACCACCUUUGACUUCAUAAAUGAUAGCAGGUUGUGCACCAUCUCGAUAAAAUAUUCAAUUUUAUCUUGGGGUCAGAACUAAUUUUAUUUGGCUUCUAAAAAUUAAAUCUUUACAGACAAACUUAAACAUUUAAUUAAGAACUUGUUAACUCCACGCAAUUCCUUUCCAAUUCAGUGUCAGUAAGCUCAAUUAUGAGGUCCUCCUUGUUAAAAAGGAGUUUUGCUGUGAUAUUUAGCUGACUGCCAUUAACCCAACCAUGCAUGUCCAUUUUGUGGAGAAUUUCUCUUGCAUUGAAUUUUUACUGAGAGGAACUAGAUAACAUAGUUUUUUUCUAUAUGGGCACAAGGUACAUCAAUAACUCUUAUCUGGUUCAGUGUAGUAGAUAUAUGUUUUUUCUUUUAUCUAUAAUUUUGGUAGUCUCCAAAAACAAAAGGUCCAAAGUGACUGGCAGUUCACCAAGGAAAGAUGAGGUAUGUAUGCCUAUUGUAAGGGUGCAGAUUCUAAGGAUAUUAUUCCCCGUUGGUGAGAAGGCAAAUGUGUGAAUGUCCACGGACUGAUUUAAUUACAAUUAAUUUGGUAUUAUGCAAAGACACAUUUCUACAAGUAUGGCUAAUUACAUAAUUCGGAUGAUGGAGAAAGUCACUGUGUUCAAAUGAUACCAAAGUAUUAAGAUCUGCCUGGGUAUCUUAUGGAAUUUAGAUAUUAAUUUACUGCAACAUGAGGCUGUUUACUUAAUGUGUUGGUUGAGCUUGUGAUGGGCAGGUAUAUUCACAGGGAAAGCAAGUCAGAUUUCAUUUAGUGAUUUUCAUUUGCAUUUUUGUAGAAUCUGUGCAAACACAAAUCAUGCUCUUGGAGAGGGUCAAGCAUAACUGCAUCACUUCUUGGCCUCCAAUACAUUGCUGCUGAAUGAGCAAUACACUCCAUGGCUAGAAUAUGGAAAUGGGUUGGAUUCUUUCCAUGAUAUGGCCACUGCCAUACUUGUUAAAGGUGAGUUGCUGCCCCCAGAGCCUCAGUAGGCACAUGUGCUGCCCAGUGAGGUGACCAGAAAGUUCAAGCUGCAUUGAUUGAGUUGGCUGACCUUAAUUCAGCCCAGACUUCCAGCCCUUGAACUCGAUAGGAAAUACUUUAAUAAGGGAUACUGAGUCCUGCUGAAAAGGGGAUAUCUGGAUAGUGAGGAAGGCCUAUAUGUGUUUUUACACCCUGAACCUACUAGUGUUUCAUUUUGGUUUAACACAUGGAAGGUCAUGUAUUGCAACUUUACAUUCAGCUGGAAAACAUUUAAAAUAGAUUUAUUUUCUUAUGGGUUCAUUUUAUUCUUCCAGAGGAUCCCUAUGCUGCACAUAUACACUGGUAAUGAGGGGCCCCGCCCUCUUGUAUUGUCGAAUGAUUUGUGCUUUUUACUGUGUGCAUUGAUGAUCUGUUCAAUAAAAAAUACUUCAUAUACAAGAAGAAAAAUA